CAAACAGAAGUUAGCAGUAUUUAAAAAUGGCCGCGAUAUCGCGUGUGGGAUGUUAGAAACCAGCUUCGUUGCUGUCAAAGUGAAGUAGACAAUUGACAUAUAUCAUCGCGGCGAAACACGUCAAUGGCCUGUCUUAUUUAUAGUACUCUCUCGAUCGAAUCUGCCAAGAAUUUUGACGUAAGAUCAACCGGAUGCGAUUUCGCCUCGAGAUAUUACGAGCAUCACGAGUAGUAGUCACACGUUUUCGUCGUCGUGCUGAUUUAUUCCUUUUGUCGGGAACGUAAGAUUGUUUUUGCGUCAUUCGCACCUUCUUUCUCGCAUAUUCAGUCCAGGUAAAUAGAUUUAAAAGCGCAGAUCUAGAAGAUAUUCAAUUCAGAAACCGCGAUUGGCGCGGUUAUCUUGAUUGACAGCUAACCUGUCAAAGUCGAGAAUCCGAGAGUCGCGGAAUUUGAAUAGCGCGUAGCUUUUGUAAGGGAAAGGGAAGAGAACGGCGAUGUCUCCCGGGAUUAACGGCGGCGGUACCCGCAAUACGGGCACCCUGCCGAAAAGCAAUCGAAGGAACGAUAGAAACCGAGAGCAGUCCGCCGUUAAUCAGCAGCUCGCAAACCGCUCGCAGGCCGCUUAUCACGGCCAUCCGCAGCAUUUUAACAAUUUGUUUCACCUGAGCUGGCAAACAGUGAGUGAGCGUGAACGUGAACCAAGAGUAUCAAGAGCUGCGAAGAAUAGCAACACGAGAUCAACUUCCUCUCUAUUGCCUUCUUCAUAUUUUCCAACAUAUCAAGACUUAUCUGAAUUUGCAUCGCAUAGCUCAGGGAGUCAGUGCAAUUAUAGUACAGAAGAAUACCCUCCUCCUUGGCUAAAAAUGGUACCACCUAUUGAUCCUAGAACUCAAUCACCACCACGAUUACCACAAGAAACUAAGCCUUCCAAUGUGAAUAAGAUGCCUGACAGAAACGACGUAGAGAGUCGUUUAAAUCAGCUCAGGGACUAUAUUAAAAUCACUGGAACAAUGAUGGAAUCACUUAGUCAAUCAUCUGAUCUUCGUGCACAGGUCCAGAAAGAAAAAUUAAGUAGGAUGGUGGAGGAUCUUCAAGAUAGCGAGACAAAGCUAUCCAAAUUAUUGGAACAAUAUCAUAAUCAUGGAGUUUCUGAUGAGAAUGGUGAAAACGGACGAGAGGACGUAGAUGAAGGCGGUGAUGCUAAUAGAGAGAUGCGAUUACGGAGGAAUUUAGAAGACUAUCAGAACAAACUUACACAAUUGCAAGAGCAUCAAGCUAACUUGAUGGGUAUGCAAAUCCGCGUCAGAGAAAGAUUGAACGAGGCACGUCAAGCGCAACAAUUACUUCUGCAAGAAGAUCAAAAUGCAUCUAAUUCGGCUACAUGGGAAGACAAUCGCGCGUCUUCAUCGGAUCCGGGGAAAGUCGAACAACUCGAAUCGCAAACGGCAGUGCUAAAAGGGAAGUUAGCGCAACUUCAAACAAAAAAGAAACAUAUGGAUCAUCUUGUGGCGGAAUUACAAGCCCUAGAGGCAGCUGACAGAGGCAAUUGUCUUCUUGAAGGCUCAAGAAAUACAACUAGAGAUAAAGCCGCGGAAUUAGAGGCUAUGAAAGCGCAGCUCGCGCAUAUAAAAGCUCUAAUGGAAGACGGCACAAGAAUUCGCGACUCUAUGGAUUCUACUUCCGAACUUGAACAAGACAUUGAUAUGAACUGUGAAGGUGCAGCAGAUAUUGGGAUUACCGAGGAUGUGGCGAACACUUCAUUUGAAUGUCGAAGCGAUAGUGAUGACGCCGGAAAAAUUCGAAACUUUAUGCCUACACUUGAAGAUAUACAGAACGUAACACGAGAGCUUAAAGAACAAUCAGCUUUGCUUCAAGCCACGCGAGCUGAAUUACAUCGUUUAAAGCAACCAUUAUUAACAUUACCAGCUACCCAGGUAACUUCUGCUUCCUCCUUUUCAUCUUCAAGCCCGCCUCCAACGCUUAUACCUUUAAAUGCAAGCGAAAAGAAGCAGAGUAAUAAUGUUAGUACAGAAACUCAACCCAUGCAAGCAAAAAAACGUCAACUGGAAGAUUUGAUAAGAAAGGAACAAAUGCAGCCGUCCAAUGCAAAUCGGGAUGUUCAAGUGCCAGAUCACAAUAGUCAAAGAAGCUCAGCUUCACAAGCUAGUUAUACCAGCACACCUGCAAAUAUCUGGCCACCUUCUACUGCUACAGGUGGAGGAGGUUCUAACGAGCAAAGUGUGGAUGGUGUAUCUACAUCAGAAAAUUUAUUGGAUAUUGGUCCACAAAUUACUGCUAUUGAGAAUGGUGCAUUCAACAAUAAUUGGUGGGCUUGUCCUGUACCAGCUGCGUCUAACUUAAAUCAAGGACAAGCUUCAGCCGAAUAUUACCGACAAUUAUUAUUGGGUUCGCAAGCUCAACAACUGCAAAUGAUGGGUACAACAGUACAACAGUGCUGUCAACUUCUGUGGGCGCAGCAACGCGAGUUACAAUCGAUGCGUGCCGCUAUUUCUCAACUGCAAUUACAAGUGAGAUCGCAAAAUGAGGUACCGCAGCGCGCCAACAAUACCGAAAGUCAGGAAGAAUAUUCUAAUCUGAGCCGUAGUGUUCACAAUCUCGGCGAUACAUUGGACGCGACUUUGCCUCCUAGUUCGUCUUUACCAAAUCUUGUGUCGCUACCUAAUUCUUCGACAGCAUUAUCGCAAACUCCGAUAGUUACUUCUAACUCACAGCAACAACAGCAACAACAGUUGAACAAUCAAGUACCUCCUGGUAAUAGAGCAAACAACUACUGGGACAAUUUUCGAAGUUAUUCCCGGCAAAAUCUACUCUCAGGAAAUGUAAAAACAAUGACUGAUUCUCCAGUAGUUAUAGCAAACUCGGCAUGUUCUGCAAACACGACUAAUGCAAGUGGAAGUAGUGUCAACAGUUCACUGAUAAAAGACAAACGAAAUAGAGAACAAGGAGCUGAAAAUUUACCUUUAAUCGGCGCAGAAACACAAUAUUCAUUAAACCUCCAAUUAUCGUCGAAUUUACAACAACAAGACAGAGAAAAUGCUACUAGUCGUAGUAAUAUCAUAGCAAAUGAGAUGUCUCAACAAGUUGAUAAUCUUUGGGAGGAAGCUCAUAGUUCUUUCCGAUUAACAUCUACAACAAAUGACGAUAACAUCUUUAAUAAUCUCAGUUCAGAGAUGAAAGAGGCAAUCAGUUCGCUCAUCGCAGUGAAUAAAAGACGACCAGAUUUUCUAGUAAUUAUUUUGAGAGAAAUUAAGACUAUUAGUGAAGACCACAGACUGCGAUCUCAAUUGCUAAAAUCACUACGUGCUCUACAAGAUACACAAACAUUAAAUAAUCCAUUGAACGAGGCAGCUGACUUAACGCCAAGUGAAAGUUGUCAAUCUAGCGACGAAGAUUCGGAUGGCGGUGCUAUUUUGGGCUUCGGUUUGGAAAAUCAAUCGUCUGUGACCGAAUUAGUUACAUCUCAUGUAGACACUACUUCUCCAGCUUCAUCUCAAGUACCAUUACUAGACCAUUUGGAAGUAUCGGGAACAUUCUCACUCGACUGUGCAAGUGCUCUCCCUUCCACUUCUAAUGCUAAGCCUGGUUAUAAUGAAGAUUUAGCAGAAGCUGAUCAAUCAAGACCUGAAUCUUCAGGAAAUCAAAAGCCUGCUGUUAGCGACGAAAAUAAUGAAAAAGAGCAAGAAGAAGCAGCAGCUUAUCCAAUUGGUGCAGAAGCAAUUACCCCUGAUUUUGAAAGUCACGCUGCUAAAACUGAAGAUGAAAGAGCAGAUGAUACUGAACUUGAUACAUUUAUUACUAGAUUACAUCAUUAAUUUUGAUAUAUUUUUAAAAUAAUUAUUUAAAAUUAUUUUUUUCAAUACAGUAGUAUAAAAAACAGAAAUGUAUCUUGAUCACUUAUAAGAUGUUGGUUUACUAUUUCCAACUACUUAAAAAAAACUCAACUAAUAAAUAAGAAAAUUGAUAA
Nylanderia fulva is the source of this 3984-nucleotide messenger RNA. RefSeq names its product combover (gene cmb). Gene Ontology annotation, cellular component: ciliary basal body; centrosome; centriolar satellite. Gene Ontology annotation, biological process: non-motile cilium assembly; protein localization to centrosome; microtubule anchoring at centrosome. Lineage: Eukaryota; Metazoa; Arthropoda; Insecta; Hymenoptera; Formicidae. The record is from RefSeq and is a predicted model, not a curated record.